AUUUGAUUUGUGUUUUGUGAUAUGUUUUGAUUUUCUGUUGAGUAUAUUACAGGAAAACAUCGGAAUUAUCAUUAUGUCCAGUUUUCGAGCAAAAUGUUCUUACAAAAACGUUCAAAGGUGAAUGAGUCAAAUUUAUUGUGUAUUGAUGCUCUCUUUCUUUUUUCGAAAUAAAUAUUGAAUGUGACAGUGGAGAUGGCAGCCAGAUCUUUAACUGAUGUUUUCCUGUUGAUGAGGAGUAAUGCUAUUCGGAAUAGAAAUAUCUUUCCGGAUAAUGAAGAUUCUGAACAAAUGAGGUUAGUCAGUCUAAAUGAUGAGGAGGAAACGCUUUAUUCUCAUUGUGAUAACCAUAUGCCCCCAUCAUGGAUCAAUCAUUUGGAAAAGGCCCAGAGUGUUCUACACCAAAUUCACAUGAGAACUGAUGAAUUGAAAAGUUUACACUCAAAACAUCUACAUAAAUCUACAUUCGAUGACAGUUCCACUGAUGAAGAAGCUAUUGAAUACUGUACCCAAGAAAUUUCAAGAUUGUUCAAUGAAGGCCAUAAACUAGUCCAAGUAAUAAAACAUUACUCUUGUGAAGGUUCCACUAAGGAGCAAAAAAUAACAGUGAAUGUUUAUUGCACUUUAGCAGCAUCACUUCAAGACUUAUCCCAAUCAUUCAAAUCAACUCAAAAUAGUUAUUUAAGAGAAUUACAGUCUCGUGAAGAUAGGUCUAAAGUUUAUUUUGAAAACCAAGUAGUCAACAUUGAUAUAUAUGAUGAUAGUGGAACUGAAGAUAUUGACAGUUAUUUUAUUGGUUCACGCCUUCCUACCCAGGAACAAAUUCUUUUCUUAGAAGAAGAAAAUUCUAAAUUUGCAUUAGAAAGAGAACAAGAAGUGAACUCUGUUGUGAAGAGUAUAUUGGAAGUGAAUAAAAUUUUCAAGGAGUUGAGUAUUAUGGUUGCCGAUCAAGGAACAGUGCUUGACAGGAUAGACUAUAAUAUUGAAAAAACACAAAUUGAUGUAUUUGAAGGUUUCAAACAGUUGCGUAGUGCAGACGCAUAUCAGAGAAAAAAUCGUAAAAUGUGUACUAUUGUUGUGUUGGCGAUUGUAACUAUAUUGGUAUUCUUCUUAUUAGUACUUAUUAAAUUCUAAUUUAUU
This is a messenger RNA of Coccinella septempunctata (seven-spotted ladybird), 1137 nucleotides long. RefSeq names its product syntaxin-16. The coding region runs from base 193 to 1131 and encodes 312 amino acids. The record is from RefSeq and is a predicted model, not a curated record. The transcript has a single exon. Lineage: Eukaryota; Metazoa; Arthropoda; Insecta; Coleoptera; Coccinellidae. Gene Ontology annotation, molecular function: SNARE binding; SNAP receptor activity. Gene Ontology annotation, cellular component: SNARE complex; membrane; endomembrane system. Gene Ontology annotation, biological process: intracellular protein transport; vesicle-mediated transport; vesicle fusion.